Molecule: messenger RNA, 1762 nt
Organism: Phragmites australis (common reed)
Lineage: Eukaryota; Viridiplantae; Streptophyta; Magnoliopsida; Poales; Poaceae
Exons: 15
Coding region: 261-1508 (415 amino acids)
Biological process (GO): biosynthetic process
Cellular component (GO): cytoplasm
Source: RefSeq, a predicted model, not a curated record
GCCCGUUCAAGCGGUGCCGCAUCGCGCACGAAACCCACCGGGCGCUCCUCCCAACACACGCGCACCACCCCAACGAGGCCGCGCUGCCGAGUCCCGCCCGUCUCGCUGCCCCUUCGUCGUCGUCUGAUCGCCAUCGCCUCCUCUAGAAAACACGCGGUCCACGCUCCGCUCCAAAUCCCAUCGCCGUUAAUCUCGGGACCACCCUCUCGCCUCAGCGGCUCUCACCCCCCGUUGCGGCCGCCGCGCGAAGCAGAGCAGCCAUGACCGGCUCCGAGCAGCGCGUCGUCGCCGUCAUCAUGGUCGGCGGCCCCACCAAAGGGACGCGUUUCCGGCCGCUGUCGCUGAACGUGCCGAAGCCACUCUUCCCGCUCGCCGGCCAGCCCAUGGUGCACCACCCCAUCUCCGCCUGCCGCCGGACCCCAAACCUGGUACAGAUAUACCUCAUCGGGUUCUACGAGGAGCGGGAGUUCGCGCUCUACGUCUCGUCCAUCUCCAACGAGCUCAGGAUCCCCGUCAGGUAUCUAAGAGAGGAUAAGCCACACGGGUCGGCCGGAGGGCUCUACAGCUUCAGGGAUUACAUCAUGGAGGACAGUCCGUCACACAUAGUUUUGCUGAACUGCGACGUCUGUUCUAGCUUCCCCCUGCCAGACAUGCUAGAGGCCCAUAAAAAGUAUGGAGGAAUGGGUACUUUACUAGUCAAUAAGGUAUCUGCAGAGUCAGCAAACCAAUUUGGCGAGUUGGUAGCUGAUCAUGAAACAAAUGAACUGCUACACUAUACGGAAAAGCCAGAGACUUUUGUGAGUGAUCUCAUAAAUUGUGGAGUAUAUAUUUUUACUCCCAAUAUCUUUAGCGCCAUUGAGGAUGUCUUAAAACAGAAGAAAGACAGAGCAAAUUUGCGCCGUGUAUCCAGCUUUGAAGCUCUUCAAUCAGCAACCAAGGCACUUCCAGCAGACUAUGUUAGGUUAGAUCAAGAUAUUUUAUCCCCUCGAGCGGGAAAGAAGGAGCUUUACACAUACCAGACACUUGAUUUCUGGGAACAGAUCAAGACCCCAGGGAUGUCUUUGAGAUGCUCUGGGCUAUAUCUUUCACAGUUCCGCCGUACCUCUCCUCAUCUUCUAGCCUCAGGAGAUGGCAAAAGGACUGCCACUAUUGUAGGUGAUGUGUACAUUCAUCCAUCUGCGAAGGUGCAUCCAACUUCAAAGAUUGGUCCCAAUGUCUCAAUAUCAGCAAACGCACGCAUUGGAGCUGGUGUCCGGCUUAUCAGUUGCAUAAUUCUGGAUGACGUUGAAAUCAUGGACAAUGCAGUUGUUAUACAUUCAAUUGUGGGGUGGAAGUCAUCCAUCGGAAAAUGGUCACGUGUACAGGGUGAAGGUGACCACAACGCCAAACUUGGUAUCACUAUUCUUGGUGAAGCCGUUGAUGUUGAAGAUGAAGUAGUUGUAGUUAACAGCAUCGUGCUCCCAAAUAAAACUCUUAAUGUCAGUGUGCAAGAGGAGAUCAUCCUAUAACAGUUCUCAUUUUUUUUAGUUUUAUCCCAAAUAAGGUCUUAAUACCAAUUAUGUAGUUUCUAUUUAUUCAUUCCCACCAUGUAAGCUUCCAUUAGAUUGAGAUUAUUAGUCUUGUGUUUAUACCCAUCUUGAGGUGUGAUACGAUGCAGGUAGCGAGUGUGGUGAACUGGUGAUGUCGACAAUGUACAAACAGGUUACACUAUUUUUGUUGAGAAUGAACACUUCAUUAUCAAAUCUACUUCAAUUUUUGUGAA